AUGGUCCACCACAACCCAGGGGCACAGUUAGGUAUGAUAUGGUUCAGACUUUUACGAUUAUUUCUGACUUGUUCAACGGAAAAAGCAGCUGACUGUCAAUUUACUUGUUUAGCUAUAGCCCAAUAUCAAUCGGUUAGUUUUCGGCAGUCAACAUCCAGUUGUGAACCGUUCACUAAUAUGCCGAACCCAAAUCGCAAUUUUAUCGCACCAAAAUAUUUGAAUUUCAGCACGCCGGGUUCAUUGACACCAGGCAUUGGAAGUGGCUGUUAUGUAACUUCAAGUGCUGGCAGAUCAGUUCUAAAUAGUUUUCAAUUCGCAACUGCGGAUGAUCACUAG
Messenger RNA from Adineta ricciae, 336 nucleotides. Lineage: Eukaryota; Metazoa; Rotifera; Eurotatoria; Adinetida; Adinetidae. The record is from the annotation of a GenBank genome assembly.